AUAAUAUUACCCGGUGGCUGGAGUUGAACUUUAAAUUUUGAUCAUAGUUCUCGUUCUGGUUAUACAUGGAGCAGUCAGCAGUAAUUUAUGCAGGUGUAUUUUAUUGUAACGGGACUACCUGGUACAUGUAUUGCAUGUGCCCCUCUUCUUGCUACCAAAGUCGGUGUGCUGUACUGAAUCUCGGGCUAGGCCUUACGACCGGUGGAACAUCAAAAUUCACCGUUUCUAUUAGGACUAGUGUCAUCCAUCCACCCUGGGGUCUCAAUGAGAGUGCAUCAAGCCGUCACCUAGAGUACUGUCAUCUCAAGGACUACAAGCAAGCUGCGUCAAGGUUGUUGUUAUUUUGAUUAGAUGUAAUUGCCGGUACAUUUUGAAUCAUGUAAUUGGAUGUUUUGUUUAUUUGGAAGUUGUUGGAGAAUUGAGUUGUCCCCAUCCCCACCCCCCAAAAAAAGAGUUACACAACUUUGGUUAAGAUGGCUUCUAAGGCAGAAGUUGAUUCAUUGCGAGACGAAAUUACAAACUUGACCAAACAGCUGAAGGAAAAGAGGCCCCGAGACUGUCAGCUCUCCAUCUUUUCUGUUGAUGCCAAUACAAAAGAAAGUUGAGUGCACAAUACUAUGUUUUUCAAUAUCGCAAUCAAAUUUUGACCUUUGUCAAGAUGUUUGUGUUGGCACAUAGGCAGUCCAGUAUUUGGUCAAUUUUCUUCUAUUUAUUAAUCCUAAUUGUCGUCAGUUAUCUUGCUGGGAAGUAUCUUGGCCUAAUCUUACCAUGUAUAUGGCAUGUUUAGGUUAGGGUUGAAAGAAGCCCUGUAAAAAGUUAAAGAACCUGUUAUAUAUAAUUAACAUCAAAAUAUAGUUCUUGUCUAUCCUGGGUUUUACUUUCCUUCUUGGUUUUAUUAUUUCCUAAUAGACUGUUAAAGAUUGUAUGUAAUAUUGUUGGUUUUGUUACACUUCUCCAAUCGUAUGUUGAUAGGUGAGCAGAAUGAAGGGAAUACUACUGUCAAUGUGGAAAUAGUUUUUACAAAACAUUCAAAGAAAGAGAGUUUAAUGGUUUAAAAAAACCUAAUAUUUCAAAACUGAGGAUUUCUCCUUACAUGAGAUACAAGUAAGACUACACAUGACCUGUAUGUAUUGAGUAGAAAUGUGGUAAGAGAGUAUAAAUCAUCUGAGCCUUCAUGUUUCCAGAAAUGAAGAGGAUUAUGGAUAAUUGUAGUUUGAUGGAUAAUUUGGUUUUAUGAGGGCAUACAACUUUUCUGUGUGGGGGAUGUGAUUUAGUUUGUUGGUUUGGAAUGAAUGGGCUGUUGUCACGUGAUUGCAUAGGCUGGGUACCCUGACAGUUUUAUUGUUUUGUAAUCGGGGUUACUUGUAUUCAGGUUGGGUGACUUGAAACGCUUUUAUUCAUCAUGAAUGAGGUACAGAUUCUCCUUAGCAUGUAUUGCAUUCUUGAAUUCUGGUCCGUUCACUGAAGCAUAGACUAUGGCAUANAAAGGUCCUGGUUGGGACUGAUCAGUGUCAUUCUUUCCUUAGCCUCUGCUCACUGCACCAGCUCAUUGUUUGGUCUGGUUUACACUGUGAUGUAGUCUGUUGGGUGUGGCAUGGGUAUGCAGUUGUAGAUUGCAUGGCCAUAGCAUCGGGAAUGACCAACGCUUGGUGGAUGUUUAGCCGAGGUACCCUGAGACACGAGAACCAGUCUACAUCCAGCGACACUGACACUGAAGUCAGUCUCCCAUCCAAGGACCUGGAUCUGGCCUUGAUUACUAAUGAAGAUCUGGGUAUCACGGAAGACCAUUUCUCACAUCCUGAGGGCUGCUUUGGGUUCUCUAGGCAAGAGGAGUUGGAGGUUGCCAUAGAGCUAUGCAAGGAGUCCGUCAAGGAGACGAGUGAACACUCCGAGCAACGACGAGAGCUGGUCAACAGGCUGGUCCAGCUACGCAUGAAGCUCUUAGAAAUCAAGGAGGGCAUGGAGAAGGACCCGGACAUCAAGCAGGUCCUUGGUCAUAAGUUUGUCAAAAGGAAAGGCAAAAGUUCCAAUCACCAAUGUGAUACAUGUAACUCCAUCAUCUGGGGGAUGCUUCAGAGUUGGCACAGGUGUUAUGAAUGUGGAUUUAGCUGUCACAGCAAAUGUCUCAACUUUGUCAAGCGGCAGUGUGCAAGCACUAAGGCUAGAUCAGUCCCCAGAAUUUCUAUGGAUAACCGUAAUACAGGUGCAAAUACACAGCAGAUAUCUAAACGGGGUUACAUCAUGGAUAUAUGCCCAGAGAUAGGCCUAGCUGCUCAGAAUUACCGAUGUGCAGAAUGCAGGACGCAACUAUCUUUCAAGGGUGAUACUGCAGAUCCAAGGCAAUGUGACUAUGAUGGCCAUUAUUACUGCAGUCUGUGUCAUUGGAACGACACAGAGGUCAUUCCAGCCAGGGUCAUCCACAACUGGGACUUUAACACCAGGAAGGUGUGUCGACAGUCCAAGCAAUUCCUGAAACUAAUGCAGCGUCGAGCCGUGCUGUGCGUUCAGGACCUGAAUCCAAUGUUAUUCAACUACGUCGAGGAACUCAGUCAAAUUAAGAAGUUACGUGAGGAGAUUCUGGUCAUGAAGAUGUACUUCCUGUCCUGUAGGAAAGCCAUGGAGGAUAAGCUCCUUCUUCAGCUACAGAACCGACCUCACUUUGUGGACAGUCCAGAGACCUACUCCUUACAAGAUCUCAUUGAUACAAAGGACAGUACUCUCUUAUCAACACUGUCUGGUAUCCAUGGCAACUACGCAGUCCACAUCAAGAUAGAAUGCCCACUGUGUCAAGCAAGGGGUUUUAUCUGUGAGCUCUGCAACUCUGAUGAAGUCCUGUACCCUUUUGACAUGAUCGCUGCUGUUUGUUCCCACUGCUCUGCAGUUUUCCACAGGGAUUGCUUCUUCAAGCAUUCGGGAGAAUGUCCCAAGUGUAAACGCUUAUCAAGACGUUCCUGUCAAGAGGGACGAUAAAACCAAGAUGAAAUGGAGAAUGUGAUUUAUAAAUAUCUAUUUGUCAAGUCAUAUAACCAGUAUCUAUUAAUCUAGACCAGCAGCGUUCAUAUGCCAACUGUCUCAAGCAGCAAAACUAUCUAGCAGAUAUACCGACCAAAAUUUAUCUAUCCAAG
Acanthaster planci (crown-of-thorns starfish) is the source of this 3125-nucleotide messenger RNA. RefSeq names its product differentially expressed in FDCP 8-like. The record is from RefSeq and is a predicted model, not a curated record. Lineage: Eukaryota; Metazoa; Echinodermata; Asteroidea; Valvatida; Acanthasteridae.